AAAAAAGUUAGGUUAUGUUUUUAUUUUUGUUUUGACUUUAUCUCAUAAUACAAAAAGAAAGUUCGAAUAUUUAAAUGUAAAACAAAUUUGAAUAUGUCAAAGAAAGGAGUGAGCGCCGAAGAAAAGCGAAAUCGCAUGCUGCAACUAUUUUACGAAAAAGGUGAAUGUUUUCAACUAAAAGAAUUGGAAAAACUAGCACCCAAAGCUAAAGGUAUAGUAGCCAAUUCCGUUAAAGACGUCGUACAACAAUUGGUGGAAGAUGGACUAGUUGACACAGAUAAAAUAGGCACGUCGGUCUAUUUUUGGGCAUUUCCAAGUAAGGGUGUAACUGCCCGAAAAAAACAGCUAGAAGAUCUGAAGCAAAAGUAUGAAGAAAUCACUAAGAAACUCAAAGUGGUUGAUGAAACCCUAGAAGCGUCCAAAGGAGCAGAAGAUGAUGAAGAAAAGUGCAAACAGGUGUUGGAGGAAAUUAAUGAUAAAGAAUUAGAGCUUAGAAGUUUACAAAAAGAUUUGAAGGAUCAUGAAGAAAAUGACCCUGAAAAGUUUGAAGAGAUUGUCAAGAAAACAACUGAACUAAAGAAUGCUGCUGAAAGGUGGACUGAUAAUAUAUUUGCAAUUAAAUCGUGGUGCAAAAAGAAGUUUAUGCUGGAGGACAGUGUAUUAAAUAAACAAUUUGGACUUCCUGAAGAUUUUGAUUAUGUUGAAUAAGAAAUGUAUAUAAGAAACUUUUAUAUUUUUGUAGAUAAAGAAACUAUCCAGGAACGUUUAUAUUUUUAUAAAUUAAAUAAUUGAAGUACA
Molecule: messenger RNA, 798 nt
Organism: Diabrotica balteata
Lineage: Eukaryota; Metazoa; Arthropoda; Insecta; Coleoptera; Chrysomelidae
Source: the annotation of a GenBank genome assembly